GGAAGUUCAAGGGAGCCUCUGUCCAUCCAAACCAGCACAGAUUUGUCAUUGAUGCUAACAAGUAGCAUUCUGUGGGGUGCUCUCCUUGGAGGAUGCCCACAGGUUGCUCUCAGGAUUGGGGAUCUGUUCCCCAAGUCUUCAUUAGGGCAGGGGAUGUAUUGAAUGAACUCUGAGGAGGGGGAUUUUCAUGCCUAUUCAGAAGGUGGGACUCAGGAGAGAGAUGGAAAUUUUCCUGAUCUGCUGCUGAGCCAGAGAAACAGCUCCCAGGUGGAUUGUCCCAGACACCUCACACCACUGGAAAACUACCCAGCAAAGGCUGGGUCCUUAGAGAGCCAUGGAUAUAGAGAAGUGAGGCAACAGGGAACAUCUGCAGAGCUGGCCAGGUAGGGCGAAAGAGUCUAGAGAUCUAAUAUACAACAUUGACUCAAAAGCAGAUUCGGAGCUUCAUACGCACUGCCAGUGCUAAGGCACACUCGAAAAAGCACCUGUACACUGAAGUUGAGGCUGGUCAGAGCUCAGGCAGCCCAAGGAGCUUCGCGGUUCAGCCACAAGGGGUGGGAGCUGCCUGGUGACUGCUAUUUUGAGAGCCCCAAACAUUUGAAAAGGUUUGCAGAUGGCACCUAGGAGAUCUUGACUUGUCCUGAGGAAGUAUUGUUUUACUGGAUUUACGGUCCAGCUGUUACCCAAUUGACCAUGAUCCAGCCAGACUCCGUUGAUGACCCGGAUUCCAGCCCUUACCCGCUAUGUGUGGUGUGCGGCCAAGCCCACUCCCCUGAGGAAAACCACUUCUAUACCUACUCUGAAGAUGUGGACGAUGACCUUAUCUGCCACAUCUGCCUGCAAGCUUUGCUGGACCCUUUGGACACUCCCUGUGGACAUACCUACUGCACCGUGUGCCUCACCAACUUCCUGGUGGAGAAGGACUUCUGUCCCGUGGAUCGCAAGCCUGUGGUCCUGCAGCACUGCAAGAAGUCCAGCAUCCUGGUCAACAAGCUGCUCAACAAGCUGCUGGUCACCUGCCCUUUCACAGAGCACUGCUCGGAGGUGCUGCAGCGCUGUGAUCUCCAGCAUCACUUCCAAACCAGCUGUAAAGGUGCCUCCCACUAUGGCCUGACCAAAGACAGGAAGAGGCGCUCGCAAGAUGGCUGCCCAGAUGGCUGCGCCAGCCUCACAGCGACGGCGCUCUCCCCAGAGGUCUCUGCGGCUGCCACCAUCUCCUUAAUGAUGGACGAGCCUGGCCUAGACAACCCUGCCUACGUGUCAACGGCCGAGGAUGGUCAGCCAGCCAACAGUCCCUUGGACUCUGGCCGGAGCAACCGAACUAGGGCACGGCCCUUUGAGCGAUCCACUAUCCGAAGUAGAUCUUUUAAAAAAAUUAACCGAGCUUUGAGUGUUCUUCGGAGGACAAAGAGUGGGAGUGCAGUUGCCAAUCAAACUGACCAGGGCAGGGAACAUCCUGAAAAUCCCACUGCCCCUGAAGUCUUUCCAAGGCUGUAUCACCUGAUUCCAGAUGGUGAAAUUACCAGCAUCAAAAUCAAUCGAGUGGAUCCCAACGAAAGCCUCUCCAUCAGGCUUGUGGGAGGCAGCGAAACCCCACUGGUCCAUAUCAUUAUCCAACACAUUUAUCGUGAUGGAGUGAUUGCUAGAGAUGGCCGGCUGUUGCCAGGAGACAUCAUCCUCAAGGUCAACGGAAUGGACAUCAGCAACGUCCCCCACAACUACGCUCUGCGCCUCCUGCGACAGCCCUGCCAGGUCCUGCGGCUCACCGUGCUGCGAGAGCAGAAGUUCCGAAGCAGGAGCAAUGGACAGGUGUUGGACUCCUACGGACCUCGGGAUGACAGUUUCCAUGUGAUUCUCAACAAAAGCACCCCCGAGGAGCAGCUGGGAAUAAAACUGGUGCGCAAAGUGGACGAACCUGGGGUGUUCAUCUUCAAUGUGCUGGAUGGGGGCGUGGCGGACCGACACGGCCAGCUGGAGGAGAACGACCGCGUGCUGGCCAUCAAUGGACAUGACCUCCGAUAUGGCAGCCCAGAGAGUGCGGCUCAUCUGAUUCAGGCCAGUGAAAGGCGCGUCCACCUCGUUGUAUCCCGCCAGGUUCGACAGCACAGCCCAGACAUCCUUCAGGAAGCCAGCUGGAUCAACAAUGGCAACUGGUCCCCAGGCCCAGGCGAGAGGAGCAACACUCCCAAGCCCUUCCAUCCUGCAGCCACCUGUCAUGAGAAGGUGAUAAAUGUUCGAAAAGACCCCAGUGAAUCUCUCGGCAUGACCGUUUCAGGGGGAGCGUCGCAUCGGGAAUGGGACUUGCCUAUCUACGUCAUCAGCGUUGAACCUGGAGGAGUCAUAAGCAGAGAUGGAAGAAUAAAAACAGGUGACAUUUUGUUGAGUGUCAAUGGGACUGAGCUCACAGAAGUCAGCAGGAGUGAGGCGGUUGCCUUACUGAAAAGCACGUCCUCCUCGGUGGUACUCAGAGCCUUGGAAGUCAAAGAACAGGAGCCCCCAGAAGACGGCAGCAACCCAGCCGCCCUGGACUCCAACCACAACAUGACCCCACCUGGUGACUGGGCCCCGUCCUGGGUCAUGUGGCUGGAAUUACCACGGUACUUAUAUAACUGUAAAGAUGUUGUAUUACGAAGAAACACAGCUGGAAGCCUGGGCUUCUGCAUUGUAGGAGGUUAUGAAGAAUACAAUGGAAAUAAACCUUUUUUUAUCAAAUCCAUUGUUGAAGGAACACCAGCAUACAAUGAUGGAAGAAUUAGAUGUGGUGAUAUUCUUCUUGCUGUCAAUGGUAGAAGUACAUCAGGCAUGAUACAUGCUUGCUUGGCAAGGAUGCUGAAAGAACUUAAAGGAAGAAUUACUCUCACUAUUGUUUCUUGGCCUGGCACUUUUUUAUAAAAUCAAUGAUGGGCCUCAGAAAAACAAAAAUCACAAAUAGGCUAAGUUGAAGCAAUGUAUUUAUCAAGUUUUAUAUUUAAAGAAUACAUUGUAAAAAUGUAAAAAAAAAAAAAUGACCUAAUGAAAACCAGUUACACCUCAGAGAAUAUUCUCAAAAUAAAAACCACUAUUAAUAGUUUUUAAUUCAGUGUGGAAGAUUUAUCAUUACAACUUUAAGUUUAUAUUUUUACAUUUGAUUAAAAAGUCCAAAUGAAAUGGUUUAUAUGCCCCACUGAAUUCAAAUCAGUGAUUUAAAUAAAAAAUCUGGUAUAUACUUAGUUUUAGAGUGUAUAUGGUGAUUUUUAAUUCAAAAGCCAGAGGAUUUUUUUAAAAAAAUGCAUUGCUCAGAAACAUUUUAUUUCAUCAACUGAGAAAUAAAAUAUUUUUCAAAAAUCAUAGUUGUCUUUGUAUGUGAUUCUAUUGUUUACUUCUAUUAUCAUCCAUUUAAAAAAUCCCAGUAAUUCUAUCUUUGAAACACCAAGUUGUUACAAUUUAUAAACGCCUUCUAAAGUUAUCCCUAAAAUUCUCAGUUUCACUUUUGUUUUCUUAGUUUUAACAAAAAAUGACUAAUCUAAAUCUCCUAUCAUGAAGUUUACUUUUACUCACAAUAUAGUUAGUAAUGGUAUAAAAAAAUCCACAUGCUAUUCUACCAAUAAGCCUUGGAAAACACCUCAAGAAAGGUGAAACCGGCUUGACCCUGGCUCAGAGCUGGCCAUGAGGCAAUUCAACGUUGUGUCACAGUGACAAGUAUCUAUACAUGUGCCUGUUAAAAACUACACAGAAAAAGUUACUUUACAGGUCACCCAAAUGCUUUCUAGAUUUCAUUAAUUUGGAUAUAAAAGUAUCCGGUUCAGUUUUACCAUGGACACAAAUUUAUAAUGCUGAAAACUUGUUAUAAAAAAUUAUAAUAUAAAAAAAUGUGUACAAGUUCUUUAGUAUGCUUAAGCAGGACUGCCAUAGCAGUAAUGUUAAAGUCUCAGGGGGGCCUUUUAAUGCCUUUGCAGUUCAACCUCUUAUGGGACUGGUGAUGCAUUUACAAGAAGCCUGUGGCCAAGGUGGAUCCUUG
Urocitellus parryii (Arctic ground squirrel) is the source of this 3997-nucleotide messenger RNA. Lineage: Eukaryota; Metazoa; Chordata; Mammalia; Rodentia; Sciuridae. The record is from RefSeq and is a predicted model, not a curated record.